Molecule: messenger RNA, 444 nt
Organism: Gongylonema pulchrum
Lineage: Eukaryota; Metazoa; Nematoda; Chromadorea; Rhabditida; Gongylonematidae
Source: the annotation of a GenBank genome assembly
AUGUACGGCGGUGCAACGUGGUCGAUCAAUGAUAGCAACAAUGAUCGCCUAACACUGGGCACUUGUUCAGCAACCAGUUCAGUGAGCAAUUCGGGAUCUGUAACCUGGCUAAACGAAAAAGCACCAGCUAUCACAAAUACCACCACUGGCGAUGAUGGUUCUAGCCGAACUGAUAAGAUUUUACAAAAAGUUUCGAUGGCAAUGCGUCGAAGGCUUACCGUACCAAAAACGCUUGCCAAUGGGCAACAUAAGGUAGGAGCAUUGGGCGAUCAGAAUCACAGCGACUCAAAGAAUAACCGGAAGCUUGCUCACAAUAAUGUCAACAAACAAGCAAAACCGAAAUCUAACAGGAAGAUGAUCGAUAUAACUGACGUGUAUCCUGUUGGCCGCAGACAUCGUCACGAACAUCGCCAGCUUCUCAGCGAAGAAUAUGAUGAUGAAUAA